CGCUGGAGCAGGGGCUGGAGCGGUGCGGGCGCCACUAGAUGGCAAUUGCCGCUCGCAGAUCCGCGGGCCCAGCAGGCAGGAUGGGGGCUGAGCAGGACACUCGGCACCGGGACAGAUGGUCCUGGGGCUGCUUUUAUGAAUGGAGGCCGCCUCCGACCCACCCGGCACCCGGCUCCACCCUGCGCGCCCAGCUCCGCGCGCUGCAGCCGGUGCGGGGUGCGCCCGCAGCUUCUUGCCCGUGGGGUCCGCCGGGCUGCUCGCUGAAGGCAGCAGCACCGCAGCGGCACGAUGGUGAGGACGGGGGCUCCCCGUGGCCGCAGGCUGCCGCUGGCUGCCCUCCUGCUCUGCGUCCUGCUGCCGCAGCCGGACACCGCCGGGGCGUGGAAGCAGCACGCCCCUCGCCUCCGUGUCACCUACAAAGCUCCCGCCUCUUGCUGACCUCAGGGGACGGGCUGGGUUUCCAAGCCCUCCUGCUGGAUGAAGACAGGGCCUGGCUGAUGGUGGGAGCCAAAAACCACAUCUUCCUGCUCCAUCUCGACCAUCCUGGCAGAGAGCCCGAGAAGAUCUUCUGGCCAGCCUCCAGGGAGCAGGUUGAACAUUGCCGGCUGGCGGGGAAGGACAUAGAGACCGAGUGUGCCAACUUCAUCCGCCUCCUGCAGCCCUACAACAGCAGCCACGUGUUUGCCUGCGGGACGGGCUCCUACCAGCCCGUCUGUGCCUUCGUCCAGCUGGGAGCCCGGGGCAAGGGUGUCGGGGCCCCCCUGAUGCGGCUGGUGACCCACUCCCUGCAGUCGGGGCGAGGACGGUGCCCGUACAGCCCCCGCCAACCCUUCACCGCGCUCCUUGUCGAUGGGGAGAUGUAUUCGGGCACCUCCAGCGACUUCAUGGGCAGCAGCGCCGCCUUCUUCCGGACCUGGGUGCGCGGGGCCGAGCAGAGCUACAUCCGCACGGAGCAGAACCAGGACCACUGGCUGCACGAGCCUGCGUUUGUGGGUGUCUUCGCCAUCCCCGACACCUACAACCCGCACGACGACAAGGUCUACGUCUUCUUCCGCGAGACGGCGCUGGAGGCUGGGCAGUGGGACAGGCGGCACAUCCAUGCUAGGGUGGCCCGGGUCUGCAAGAACGACGUCGGAGGGAAGCGCAGCCUCAUCAACCGCUGGAGCACAUUCCUCAAGGCCCGCUUGGUGUGCUCCAUCCCGGGGCCGCAGGGCACCCAGACGCACUUUGACCAGCUGGAGGAUGUUUUCCUCCUCCGCACCCGGGACCCUCAGAAUCCCCUCAUCUUCGGCCUCUUCACGGUCUCCAGCGGUGUCUUCAGCGGCUCCGCGGUGUGCGUCUAUGCCAUGGCUGCCAUCAGAGCGGCCUUCAGCGGCCCCUUCGCGCACAAGGAGGGCUUCGACUACCGCUGGGUGGAAUACAAGGGACGUGUCCCCUACCCCAGGCCCGGCACGUGCCCCAGUGAGACGUACGACCCCCUCCUGCGCUCCACCAAGGACUUCCCCGACGAGGUGAUCAGCUUCGUGCGCUCCCACCAGCUGAUGUGGGAGCCCGUGCAGCCGCAGGGCCGCCAGCCCGUCCUGGUGAGGGUCAACGUUCCCUACCGGCUGCGGCGGCUGCUGGUGCACCGGCUGGAGACGGAGAGCCGGCACUACGACGUGCUCUUCCUCGGCACGGAUGAGGGUAAGGUUCUGAAGGUGGGGCUGGCCAGUGCGGGGAGCCACGGCACCGAGGUGAUUAACCUGGAGGAGAUCAGCGUCUCUAAGGCACCUUCUCCCAUCCUGGACAUGAAGUUGUCACCGAAGCGGCAGGAGCUGUUGGUGAGCAGCACCCACGGGCUGCUCCAGCUCGCCCUGUACCGCUGCGAGCUCUAUGGCAAAACCUGCACGGACUGCUGCCUGGCCAGGGACCCCUACUGCACCUGGGACGGCAAGACCUGCGCCCCACACCUGCUCACAGAGAAGAGGCGUGCCCGGUGCCAGGACGUGCUGAAGCCCGAUGUGCUCAGCCAGUGCCAGGAUACGGCAGAAGGGACAGCGGUGGCCACGGAGAAGCUGGUUUUCGGCGUGGAGAAGAACUCCACCUUCCUCGAGUGCCUGGCGCGCUCCCCGCAGACGACGAUCCGGUGGCUGGCGUGGCGCGGCGAGGGGUCGGGGCUGAACGAGAUCAGGACCGGUGGCCACUUCGUGGUGCUGGAGCAGGGGCUGCUGAUCCGCCAGCUGGGCAGGGAGGAUGCCGGCACCUAUGAGUGCCAGGCCGUGGAGCGCUCCUUCUCCCGGCCCCUCACUCGCUACAACCUCCGCAUCAUCCAGCACGAAGCGAUGGAGGUGCCGCCGUACCGACGCAGCAAGGGGGUCGAGGGUCCCCGGACGGACCCGCGAGCCUUGGGGGCACCAGGCACCAGCCUCGACACCUACUGCAAUGCCCUGUGGCACCAGGAAAGGCAGCGGCAGAAAGCCUGGCACCAGAAGUGGCAACACCGGUCCCCGGAGAGCAAGAGCAGCCGCGUGCGCAGGCAACCCCAGCCGCUGUAAGGGCGAGCCGGGGCCACCUGCUCUCUCUCUCGGCCCUUCUCGCAGGCGGGUGCCAGCUUCAGGACCGCUCCGCGCGUCCAACUGCAGGAACCGCUGCGCUGCGACUACCUCAAGCCACGCCGGGCCCCUCCGCCUCUGCGCGCACCCCAGGGUGCACGACAGGGUGAGGGCGCACGGCCUGGACCAGCUCUCCCAGACACAAAGCCUUGUGAGCCCUGCAGAGUAUUUAUUCUCCUCAGUUUUCUCCAGCCCUUAGGGAUGAUGGUUAUUAGCAGCAAUUAUGAAGAUGGGGGGGAUGGGGGGGGGUGGGAAUGGAAACAAACCAUGCUCACGCGUGGUCUCCAGCACCUGGCCAUGGUCACACGUCCCCGGACCCGGUGUCGUCCCCAACGCCUGCACCCAGCCCCACCCACCCCAGCCCAGGCUGCUUUUACAAAUUCCAAA
Molecule: messenger RNA, 2978 nt
Organism: Cygnus olor (mute swan)
Lineage: Eukaryota; Metazoa; Chordata; Aves; Anseriformes; Anatidae
Product: semaphorin-3D-like
Exons: 18
Coding region: 39-2534 (831 amino acids)
Biological process (GO): negative regulation of axon extension involved in axon guidance; positive regulation of cell migration; neural crest cell migration
Molecular function (GO): chemorepellent activity; semaphorin receptor binding
Source: RefSeq, a predicted model, not a curated record